Nicotiana tabacum (common tobacco) is the source of this 378-nucleotide messenger RNA. NCBI's taxonomy places the organism in Eukaryota, Viridiplantae, Streptophyta, Magnoliopsida, Solanales, Solanaceae. The record is from RefSeq and is a predicted model, not a curated record.
AUGGACUUGGAGGUCAAGAGAGCAAGGAAGAAGAGAGCGGUGUACGGCCAACCUAAGAUCAAGCGGGGAGCCUUGACUAAUGGAAAGGCUCAGGAGUUGGGGGAGAAACUGUUGGCUAUGGGGGCCUGGAGGAGUAGUGGGGACGCGAGUAGAAAAGUAGAAGCUAAGAAAGCGGCAUUUUUUAAGCUAGUGGGGAGCACAGACGAGGAAGAGCGGAGGUCGUAUAGGGAGUAUUAUAAGAAGGCAAGGAGAGAGGCGAAGCUCGCUAUCACGGCGGCUAAGACUGCGGCUUUUGAAAGAUUGUAUGAGGAUCUUGGGGGCAAAAGAGGAGAUAGCAAGCUAUACAAGUUAGCCAAGAUUAGAGAGAUGAAGGCUUAG